GGCUGCAGCGUGGUUUACGUGCACGACUGAGGCAGGCAGAAGGAGGUGUGAGUUCACUUGUUGGUGCCACUUUUAAGCUCCUCCUGGGAACACAUCGCCUCUCCAUUGACAAGAAGCACACAGACUGACUCCUCCUGUUGCUCUGACUGGAGGAGCACCAUACAAGGAGGUGGAAUACUUCCCUACUGAUAAAUAUACUUUUGAUGCUGGGCACAAGACUUUGACAUCUGUCACACAAAGACCAUAACAGAUCACAUGCAGUCUCAGCAACGUGCGGAAGUGGUUGCCGAUCCAGAUGGCUCCCGGGUUAUCUUCUCCGGGGAGCCUGGAGUGUCCUCAGGCCAGCAGAUACUAACGUCCCCCGAGCUGACCCAUGAGGUGGUCAUCUCUCCUGGACUCCCCACGCCUCCUCUAAGCCCCUUUCGCUCAGCAGGAUUGCCGUUUGGAGAGUCCAAGGUGUCACAAGUAAAUGGAAGUGGACCAACAACUCUCAGCUUCGGAUCUUACUAUGGCCCCUCACAAAUGCAUGGAGGAAUGUCCAAUGGCGUCCAGAGCUCUGCCACGUUACCACGCAGCUGGACUCCCACCAGGGAGGAGAGGCUCAUCAAGUUCUCAGGAAUCGGUCCAGUGGAUGAAACUGGGAUGCCCAUUGCCUCCAGAUCAAGUGUGAACAAGCCCAGAGACUGGUACAAGAGCAUGUUCAGACAGAUUCACAAGAAGCCAGAGGAACUUGAUCUGGAGGAUUCAGAGCGCUGGCCAGCUGAACGGCUCCAGUUAUCUGCCAACACAGAAGAAAGCAAUGAAGCAGACAAGAAUCUCUUCAGACUAACACCUUAUGGAGCUCUACCAGACUGGAGCGAGGAUGUAGAUAAGCUGUCAGACCCGGGAAAGCAGCACCUUCAACCGAGGAGCAUAUUCGACUUUGAGCCUGGAAGGAGCAGCACCUCCGAAGGCCACAGCCAGGUUCAUGUAUCUCCAAAGAAACAAUCUGAGACACCAAAGUCCCCUUCAAUUGAGGCCAGCCUGGUCUCUGAGCUGAGUCGGUUUGAGGCUGAGCUGGACUCGGAGAUCCAGGGCCUGGAGAGGAGACUUUCCCAGAAGAAGCAGCAUCGAGGCCGGGGUGAGGAGGCCAGAGACAGGGAUCCGGGAACUGCUCCAAAGACUGGCACUGCAAACUACAGCAGCAAUUCAUCAGCAGCAAAGCAGCCUGUCCCUCACUCUGCUGGCACGUCACUGACCCCUGCUCCCACAUAUGUAGAUCGUCUUUCACCUGCAAAUGAAGUCAUGGAGCGCCCACCUAAGAAAGAGGAGAAAAAGAUGAAAGCAGCACGAGCCAAGUUCAGUUUCCAAGCUCAGUCACCCAAGGAGCUCACACUGCAGAAAGGAGACAUUGUUUACAUCCACAGGCAGGUCGAUGCCAACUGGUUUGAAGGAGAACAUCACGGAAGAGCUGGCAUUUUCCCCACAUCUUAUGUGGAGCUUCUGCUUCCUACAGAGAAGCCCACACCUAUAAAGUCUCCCACUGUACAGGUGUUGGACUACGGGGAAGCUGUGGCUCUGUUUAACUUUAACGCCGACCUUCCUGUUGAACUUUCAUUCCGGAAAGGGGAGAUGAUCAAUAUAACCAGGCGUGUUGACGAUAAAUGGUUAGAGGGGAGGAUCUCAGGGACCAGCAGGAGCGGCAUCUUCCCGGCCACUUAUGUCCAGGUCAACAAGAUGCCCCGCACCAAAUUGUCCACUGACGACUACUCACCGGGCCCCAUGUCACCCAUCUCCCCUGGACCCCAGAGUCCAGGGCGUCCACUCCACUCACCCUGCCCGCGGUCACCAUUAUCCCCUUUCACCCCCACUUCCCUCAGCCCCAAACCUGAGCACUCCCCACUGAAGCCGUCCUCACCUGUACCUUAUGGCAGCCCAGCCUCACAGUCCCCCACAAAGUCCCCCGUACCCAAAGAAACGGCCAAUCGGUGGCCCUCCAAAUCUGCCUCACCCACCAACCAGAACAGCCACUGGGGUGGGACUCACUCAGCCAACCAGAGCUCCGUGGCUCGAGCUGUUUCACCUUCCACUCAGUCGCCAGCGUCUGCACACAGAGCAGGAGCUUCCACAGCGAACACUCCCAGAUACACUGACCCCUCACAGGGUGCCAUACCAAACCAGGCUGUUCGCUCCAAUCCACACGUUAACUCCCUGCAGCAAAGACAAGUGCCAAACAACCCUGAUUCCACAGUGGUGCAACGCCAACCAUAUAAAGCUGUUUACAACUACAAACCACAGAAUUCGGAUGAGUUGGAGCUCAGAGAAGGAGACAUUGUGCAAGUGAUGGAGAAGUGUGAUGAUGGCUGGUUUGUAGGUACGUCAGAACGGACUCGUGCUUUUGGGACUUUUCCUGGGAAUUACGUGGCACCUCUUUGACCUCCUCACUCCCUGCUUGCCCGCAUCCACCUGGACUCAUAAGAGCCCAACCAAUCGCUCACUCAGCUCUCUCCAACAGAUCCUUCUUUGACACUCCAGCAUUUUUUUUGUCAUCCCGUUACACCCAGCACACUCCUAAACCUGGUUUAGUCAGACCUGCAUGUUCACUCUGUUUCCCAGAACAGAAGUGAAGGCAGGGACAUUGAGUGGUUUCUCACCUCACCUUCCUGCAUGAGUGCAUGUGUGUGUGUGUGCGUGUGUGUGUGUGUGUUCCACUGAGACUUGCAGAGUGUUUUCACACGCAACACUUGAGAGGAAAGAAUGAAUGCUGAUGAUACUGUUUCAGAUGCAAAGAAUGGACGUUUUUGUUCCACAACUAUUUGCAGCUGCAGGAAAUGUGCAUUCCUUCCCAGUGAACAGCUCUGUUCCCUCCGAGGUCCUGAGACAGUAUGAUGCUGCAUUCAACUUUUUGUCACCACUGUGCCAUCACAAACCACUGCUGAGUAUAUUUAUGGCUUAGGGUGGCAGAUUUUACAGACAUUUCGAUUGGAUUAUUGUUUCCUUCAAAUGUCUUACUCAGAUUUUCUUUCAGAUCUCUAAAUGAUGGGGAAGUUCGAAGAAACUCCACAAGCAUCUGUAGAUAAGUGCUUAAGGUGAAACACAGUAAGGGCUCGGACAUGUCAAGAGAAGUUUACAGACUUUCACUAAAGCUAUGCAGAAGAUAAUUAAUGCAUGUACUGGCCAUGGAGUGGAAUGCCAAAUGUAAAAGUAAGCAGGUAGAUCAUGUUCUGUGCUGUAAGAGAAGUUGCUUUGCUCUGAAAUUAAAUGUCAAACCUCUGUAAGUUGUAUCGGCUGUUUUGAAAAGCUAAAUCUGGACAAUGCCUCCACUGGUUGAAUGAUCUCUUGAAGUAUUUGAAGUUGAGCUGUACGUGCCAAAUCUAACCUUCCAUGACAUUUCUAUUUUAAAUUCUCCUUUAAACAAUCCAAGCUCAUUUUAUUUCCGCUUCUUCUGCUUUCAUAAUGUUUUUUUUCCUGCCUUCUGCAGGGUUAACAUUCUUACUUUGACAGUAUUUCUAAAAUCACUUAUGUCUGUACCAGUGCAACCUUCGAUAAGUGUGACAUCCUCCAGACAUCCUGAUCAUGGUCCCUUUGCAUUUUAUAUGAUAUAUCCAUGAUUUCACUGUAAAAAAUUAAAUCAUAUUUAGUAGAUGCAGGAGAUGAUUGUACAGACUGUAACCUUUUUAUCAAAUUGAAAGUAUAAUAUAUAUUUGCUUACAAAACAAUGUAUCUUAUAUGUAUGGUACGCAUUUUUUUUUAAAGCAAUUAAACUUACAGAGUUAUACUGA
Molecule: messenger RNA, 3761 nt
Organism: Centropristis striata (black sea bass)
Lineage: Eukaryota; Metazoa; Chordata; Actinopteri; Perciformes; Serranidae
Gene: sorbs3
Product: sorbin and SH3 domain containing 3
Exons: 22
Coding region: 256-2415 (719 amino acids)
Molecular function (GO): protein binding
Source: RefSeq, a predicted model, not a curated record